Soboliphyme baturini is the source of this 495-nucleotide messenger RNA. NCBI's taxonomy places the organism in Eukaryota, Metazoa, Nematoda, Enoplea, Dioctophymatida, Soboliphymatidae. The record is from the annotation of a GenBank genome assembly.
AUGUCGGUCGAGCUGCCUGCGAAGAAAACUUGUCUGUACGAUGUACACGUCGCGAAUGGCGGGAAAAUGGUGCCGUUCGCCGGUUACAUGAUGCCGGUUGAAUACAAAGAUCAAACGUUGAUCCAAUCUCAUUUGCACACCAGAAGCCAUGUCAGCAUUUUCGACGUGUCACAUAUGCUGCAAACGAAAAUUUACGGCAAAGACAGGAUAAGGUUUAUCGAAAGUCUGAUCGUUGGCGACAUUCUCUCGCUGCCAGACAAUCAGGGCACUUUGACCUGCUUCACAAACGAGAAUGGAGGCAUAAAAGACGAUUUGAUUGUUACACGUACGUCGCAGGAUUACUUGUAUGUGGUUACGAACGCGGCUUGUGCCGAGAAGGACGUUGCACAUUUUCAGAAGCACCUCAAAGAGUUUCAGAAGCAGGGUCAUGACGUUGGAGUGGAACACCUUUUUGGACGAGGCCUGAUUGCUGUUCAAGGCAAGUGCAUGACUUAG